GAACUGGAACAUACAGAACAGGCUAAGGGCGGUAAAAUAAAGUGCCAUGAGAUGGAGUCAAAGUUGAAAUUGGAAGGAGCUGUACAUUGUGCUUGUGUUAAAGCCCCAUCUUUCGACGGGAAGAUGUCAUGGACCAACUACCUUAAACAGUUCGAGGCAGCUGCGAGAGCAAACAAAUGGUCUGAGAGAGAAAAGGCAGUGAAGCUGAUAAUCGCCCUUCGAGGAGACGCUUUAGAUGUCCUUUAUUUUACACCCGUGGAAGAGACACAUGAUUUUGAGCAACUCGGAAAGAGACUAAAUAUGCGAUAUCACAGUAAGAGAAUCGUACACAGAAACGUGACGAGAGCCUUCAAGAAUUCUAAUUAGAUAUUGCGAAAAUGGGGCGAUUUACCUACCCAUCAGCUCCGGAAUACAUAAUUGAAUGUUUGGCUGUUCAAGAAUUUGUAGAUGGACUUCUUGACCAUGAUAUGCGUUUAGCCCAUCACAAAACAUUGAUCGAUGUCUUUUCCACUGCUCUUGAAUAUGAAGCAGCUACGCUGGCUUCUGGUGAAUACAGUGAAAGAAGAUGAACAGGGAAAUAAACUGGACCAAUUGUUUCACAUGAUAAAAAGCCUUAUUGAGAAGCAACCGAAGACUAUUAGGUGCUGGAAUUGCGGUGAAAUGAGAAAUGUAAGCAGUUCGCGCAAACGCUUAAAGAACACUACGAAUCAAAAAACCUUGCCAGUGGCUGUACAGAAAGGAACGGUGUUGCCUGAAAAAAGUAAAACCAUAAGAGUGGCGCUGUUGUAAGGGAUUGUAGAGAAAGAAACGCCUGUCAUGGUGGAACCUUCGAAGCGCAAUGAAGGUGUUGGUCAAGGAACUCUGAUUGGAAACGGAGUGGCCACAUCUGUUAAAGAAGUUACAGUAAGAAGAACGUCGGUUGUCAACGAUGAGUGGGUCCCUUUCAAACUUAGGAAAGAACAAGAGAACAAUCUCGUUUUAAAGAAGAUAAGACAAUGGAAAGAGAAAAAUCGUUGACAUACUUGGCAAGAAGUAUCGAAACUAUCUCUAGUAGUUAAAUCAUAUUGGACUCAGUGGAACUCUUUUAUUCUAGAAGAAGGCUUAUUAAAGCGAGUACUAGAUAAUGAUGAUGGUUCCGAAAACAGAAGACAGUU
This is a messenger RNA of Psylliodes chrysocephalus, 1154 nucleotides long. NCBI's taxonomy places the organism in Eukaryota, Metazoa, Arthropoda, Insecta, Coleoptera, Chrysomelidae. The record is from the annotation of a GenBank genome assembly.